CGUGUUAGUUUUCUUUGAAGAUUGAGGUUAGUUCGAUAGUGAUUAACCGAGUCGAAUAAACUAUCAAUAUAAUAAAUUUUUUUUUUAAAUAGAGAAGUAAUUAUAUUCUAUAAAUUUUAUUGUAAUACUGAGUCAAAAAUAUGAAAAAAUGAGUUCGCCAGUGAAAUUAUAUCAAUGUAGAUUAUGUUUAAAUAAAACCCCUACUAGAGUAAGUAUCUUCGGAGGCGAUUUUCCAAAAAUGUUGGACGUAUUAACUUCGAUAAAGGUACAUGAAAACGAUGGACUUCCAAAAUACAGCUGUAUAAAAUGUGCUAAAGAAGUUCAAAUGGCUUUGAUGGUAAAAAAGCGUAUCAUCAAAGCACAUAAACUUCUUUUAGAAGCUGUAAAAAAAAAGAAACAUUUAUUAGAACAAACUUUGGGAUCAAUUACUUCGAAUAAACUCACUCAACCGAAACAAACAACAACAAAUGUCGUCAAAAAUAAAGUUAUUCAAAAUAAAUCUAAAGUUGUAAGAACUCUUAAAACUACUACAUAUGUUGAGAUUGGAGAAAGUUCGGGAUCAAAUAUUCAAGAUACUUUUAAUAACGACGAGAAAUAUUUACAAAAAAAUGUAAAAACAGAAAAAGAAUCAGAUUAUGAAAAACCAAACCAAGAACAACAAAAAGGAGAUUUGGACGAUAAAAAUUUGCAAGAUAUAAUAGAUGAAGUACAGGAUCAGAUAAAAACUGUAGGAUUUACAUGUGAAACAUGUAGUUUGAGUUUUUCAGACAAAGCGAGUUUCAAUUUGCACAACUUGAAGCACAAAAAAACGAAAUGUCACAUCUGCGGUCGGCUGAUUAGAUCGGACAACAUACGGAAACAUGUGAUGCUGCAUACGGCGGGUCCUUCGGUGUGUUCUUUGUGCGGCGUCACUUGCAAGAACAUCGAAAGUUUGCGCGGCCACAUAUUCUAUCAACACAAACACGCCGCCGAGCAGUACGUCUGCGAAGAAUGCGGCAAAGCGUUCCGGAUAAAAUAUAAGUUUUUGUUGCAUAAAAAGAAAGCCCAUAUGGGUCUGAGGAACUUCAAAUGUCUAACGUGCGGCAAGGCUUUCUUCACCAACGGAAAUUUAUUGACGCACGUCAGGAUGACGCACGAAAAAUUGAGGCCGCACGUGUGCGAAUAUUGCGGUACGGGGUUUUCGUCGACGUACGCCCUGAAAACCCACAAGAGACAACACACCAAUGAGAAACCGUUCGUUUGCGAAUAUUGCUUCGAGGGUUUCAGGCAGAGGGUGUCUUUGAGAUCGCAUCUGAAAUCGAAACACGGCAUCGAGGAAGCCAAAGAAUGUUUUUGUAAAGUGUGCGAUAAGGGAUUCGCUACUAAUUACGCGUUGAGUAUACACGAAAGGCUACACGAAACGGAAAAAUGCGAAAUUUGUUCGGAAGCUUUCGCCGGAUCGGAAUUUUUGAAUAAUCAUCUCAAAGAGGUGCAUAAUAUUAAAAACGAAGCUGAAACGACCGCCUAAAUUAUAUUUUUCUGUAUAUGUUUUUGAAUUUUCGAUAAGCUGUAGUAUUACGUUCAAAAAAUGUAUGGAAUUUUGUCAUUAAAAGGAAAAAAAAUGUU
Messenger RNA from Diorhabda carinulata, 1605 nucleotides. RefSeq names its product zinc finger protein 470-like. The record is from RefSeq and is a predicted model, not a curated record. The transcript is spliced from 3 exons. Gene Ontology annotation, cellular component: nucleus. Lineage: Eukaryota; Metazoa; Arthropoda; Insecta; Coleoptera; Chrysomelidae. Gene Ontology annotation, molecular function: zinc ion binding. The coding region runs from base 149 to 1507 and encodes 452 amino acids.